AACUCCAAAUAUUUUCGUUCUUUCUUUCUUGCUUCUCUCCGUACUGAAAAAUUGUCAGAUAAUCGAAAUUUGAGCAACGCGUGAAAUCUCACACUCCUCAUCCUCUCGAACUCACCCGCAAUCUCUUGCAUCAGUAUUCAUGCUUUGAUUCACGAUUGAGUGGGUUCUGUUGUGUAGGGAGGGGAUCGAUGGGUGCGCCAAAGCAGAAGUGGACUGCAGAAGAAGAAGCUGCCCUUAAAGCUGGAGUGCUUAAGCAUGGGACUGGCAAAUGGCGAACUAUACUUUCAGAUCCCGAGUUUAGCGUUGUUUUGCAGUCACGUUCAAAUGUAGAUCUGAAGGAUAAAUGGAGAAAUAUAAAUGUCACAGCAAUAUGGGGAUCGAGGCAGAAGGCUAAGCUUGCACUUAAAAAGACUUCACUGACCCCUAAGCAUGAUGGUCGGACUCUUCUGACCCCUAAACACGAUGCUCAGACUCUUCUGACCCCUAAACACGAUGCUCAGACUCUGAUGAUCCUUAAACACAAUGCUCAGACUCUUACGACCCCUAAACAUGAUGCUCAGACUCAGCUGACACCUGAACUUGAUAAUAAUCCCAUGGCUUUGAGCACUUUACCUCAGAAUCAUGAAGAAGUUGUUGAUGCUAAGCCUCUAGCAAUAUCUGGAGGAACAUUCCGAUCUUCUGGUUCCAAAGAAGCAGUUGCAAGGUUGGACAAACUUAUAUUAGAGGCAAUUGCCAAAUUGAAGGAGCCAAAUGGUUCUGACAGGGCUUCAAUUGCUAAUUACAUAGAGAAGCAAUACUGUGCGCCUGAAAACCUCAGAAAGCUAUUAGCAACAAAAUUAAAGCUUAUGACAGCAAAUGGCUCAUUGAUGAAGGUAAAGCAUAAGUACAGUAUUGCACCCAGUGCAGCAGCUUCUAUAGCUAAAAGGUCUCCCAAGUUACUCCUGGAGGGAAGGCAAAAGGUUUCGCCCAAGCCACAUAAAAAAGACAUCACCAUUCUUACCAAGUCCCAGGUUGAAGCUGAUCUAUCAAGGAUGAGGGGCAUGACAGCACAGGAGGCUGCUGCCGCUGCUGCACAGGCUAUAGCAGAGGCAGAAGUCGCAAUUGCAGAGGCUGAAGAGGCUGCUAGGGAGGCUGAGAAAGCAGAAGCUGAAGCAGAAGCAGCACAAGUUUUUGCGAAAGCAGCAAUGAAGGCACUGAAAUGUAGGACACUUCGUGCCUGGUGAAGUCCUUCAGCUUUUGCAAUCAUGACUUGAUAAAUAAAUGGAUUUGUAGAGAGAUAAGUGUGGAACUGAAAUAUCGUACUGAAAAGUGAAAACAUCAUUCGGGUUCAACGUCUAUUGCCAUAGUGCCUAUGUGAUGUAUAAAGUUAGGCUUGUAAAUCCA
Molecule: messenger RNA, 1383 nt
Organism: Pistacia vera
Lineage: Eukaryota; Viridiplantae; Streptophyta; Magnoliopsida; Sapindales; Anacardiaceae
Product: telomere repeat-binding factor 2-like
Exons: 7
Coding region: 189-1223 (344 amino acids)
Biological process (GO): nucleosome assembly
Cellular component (GO): nucleosome
Molecular function (GO): double-stranded telomeric DNA binding
Source: RefSeq, a predicted model, not a curated record